Chara braunii is the source of this 3035-nucleotide messenger RNA. Lineage: Eukaryota; Viridiplantae; Streptophyta; Charophyceae; Charales; Characeae. The record is from the annotation of a GenBank genome assembly.
AGUCACAAGUCGGGCGAUCCAUGGACUCAGCAGAGAUUUCAUCUGUUGAUGAAAUUGUUCCCUUAUGGGAACGACUUUGUCGUAUACGGACAGAGAUGGAGCUAGGAGUUACGUGGUACGUCCACUGCAGUCGUCAUUUCUUUUACCCACCAGGGGAAGCGCAGACAAAUACAGACGAGUGCGGACUGAGCGGCUACUGGUUCCACAGUAUGGCAGAGCUUCUGGAUAAGGUCAGGGAUAGCAUGCAUGACUUGGCUUCUGAUGGGGGAGGGGAGGGGACAGUAGCAGUGGAAGGAGGAGGAGGAGGAGGAGGAGGAGAGGAUGUGAGAAGAAGGGAAGUAGUGAGCAUGACGCUUCGAUCGCUGCUUGAGCUGUCUCAGCAGAACAUUGCCUGCUGCUGGCACCGGGCUGGCUCGGAGGGGAUGGUGGCAAGUCACGUGCAGGAUCUUCCCCAGACUAGCCGCUGCAGGCACGACGUGGAUGCUGGGAUAGACUUUGCUCGUGAGCAAGGAUAUCUUACAAUGCUGCAGGUGAUCAAGUGCUCUGCACUUGACACUGAACACAUCAGGCUUGCAGCUCAGAUCGUCGCAGGCUUUGCGUCAGGUCUCUCUGUGCUCCCUUGGCAACCCCAUCAGAGGCUACAUGGUGAGCAUUGGAUCCUUGGCAUGCUGUGUGACGACGACUUUACGUACUGGACGAAGAACCUGGUUCGAACCUUGGUUCAGCUGGUGCAGCGGCGUUGCGUUGCUGAGGAGGAGCUCACCCCAUCCGCCAUAGUUGCAGGCACGCGGGGGGAGGAUGUGAAGCGGCGCCCACUCCAAAAGGCAGCCAUGUCGGCGAUCUGUUCCUUGGCAAAUGCAGCAAGUGAUAUCCACGCGCACUACCAUGACCACCUUCGCCUUCGAGGGAUAGCGGAAGGGAGGGAGGAGGGGGAGGAGAAGGUGUUCCUACAGGGGGAGCUGGCAUACUCAAGCAGGCCAAGUAACACCGUCUCUCCUAAGAGUCCUAAGAGUCCUAACCAACUCGGCAAGCGGUACCUGUCUUAUGCCAGCAGACUCAGCAACGGCUUCACAACGCUUUGUCCUGUUGGCUGGAUGCUAGAGUCGGAGAUUCCGGACUUCACUCAAGCGAGCACUGUCUGGGCUGAAUGUGUCAAGUCUGUCUUGACCGAAGAGAGCACUCUCGACAUUCUGCUUGCCUGGGUGACCAGUGUGCCAAACGAUUCUGACAAUAUCGCUGCCGAUUCCCUCAGAAUUCUUGCUUCUCUGUGGUCCUGUAGGAUGAUAAGCUGGCAUCGAUUCGACCAACGUCUGCCGGCUGAUUUCCCUCCGCCAAUGGAUACGAUAAAAGCUGGCACUGUUCGGGACAGACUGAAGCAGCUGGUCUGUCGCUGCAGCAAGCACGAUCCGAAAGCUCUGUCAUCAUUCUCUAAGCUUCACUUGGCGAAGAUCCUUAUCUCUCAGAACAUCAGAGGCCUCGACAGUGAUGUCACUGAGAUUCUUCUCCAAUGUCUCUGUUUUUGGAGAUUGGCUCUGGGCAAGAGGGAUAUGGAUUGGUUUGCCUGCGAGACGAUGGAAACACUUCGCGACCUCCUGACCACUUCCAAUGAACCUGACAAGCUCAGGUGUCUGAUCUUUGCAUCUCCAGGCGGGGAAAACUGCCUUCGGUUGAUGCUCAACGGGGAUGUUAGUCGCUUUCUAUCCGUCAGAUUCUUCGAAGAAAGAGCACUAUUCAACCACAAGCUCUCACAAUACAUGCUGAAGAACGAUUGGAAGAAACCUUGGGCAGUAGAUGCUGAGGUUGAUGUUGCUCGUUGUGUGGCGACUGCAGCUGCUCUCUUCGGUGAUCUUCUGUGUUUGAACCCGAAACCGAGCCAACUCAGCCAAGUAUCCCCCUAUCUUGACACGGUCCGGGGUGCUCCCGUCAUACGAACACUGUAUCAGAGCUUAUGUUCCAUCGUGGACACUCCGGACAUUCAGCAGAGAGUGACCGAUAAGCAGAGCACCACAUUCCCCCCUUCCUUCAUAAGCUCUUUCACUGAAGCCUUGGCAUCUUAUAAUCUCUUUCCUCGCCUCGUCCUUCUCGUCUGGGAGUCGCUCGGGAACCCCGGCUGGCGGCCACCGUUCGGGCUUUUUGAUGACAUCAACUCUGUUCUUAUUGACGCUUCAGAGAACAGGAUGGAGUACUUCGAGAGAUCCGUUAAUUGUCUUCUAGGAAUGCGAAAUGCAACUCGAGUUCUCCACCUCUUGCUUGCUCGUCAUCAAGUGCUCGUUAGCUCCGAUCUUCUCCCCACACUGGUCAGGCUACUUAUCAUACCUUAUCCGAAACUGCAGAGACGGUUGGGACUUCAGAACUGGGAAAGAGAGGUCCAUUACCAGAUCAAGGAGCACGUUGCCGACAUGGUGAUGUUGGUUCUUCCAAGACUUGAGAAAGAUCUCAAGGGCCAGGAUGGCCCAAAGCCGUUAACCAGCACAACACUUUCUGUCUUGAGCGAGCUCCAACUAUGGACAGCCAAGGAAGAUCAGAUGGACAAGGAGAAGAGGAGGAGAGACAUAGAAGGAGGAACGGGUUGUGGUCCCAAGGUCCAGUGCCUCCUCAAUCAUCUCAAUGUCAUUCAAGGCUUGACUGGCAUGGCAAUGGCUCAACAAUCGCCCACCAAGGUGAUAAAGAUGGCUACCACCAUAGCCAGAGAGGCAAAAUUAAAGAUCAAUGUUGAGGGGGAAGGAGAGGAGGAAAUGCGAAAAGAUCAGAGACUGAAGGAGGCUAUUACGGAGGCUAAGAACAGAGCUACAAGGAGGUGCCGAAUGGAUGGGGUUACGAUGGAGAUUCAGGUGACGGUCUCAUGUCAUGAGACCGAAGUUUCCUCUGGAACGACAAGGCGGGAACAGCAAGACCUGGACCACGACUCAGAGGCCAUACUGAAGCCGCCAGUGAAGCGAGCUAUGCCGAAACGCAGUCCUGGCAUGGACUAGAGCAGUGGCGACGGGACCACCUGCCUACUGAGCCUGUGGAAGACGGCUCGGAGGCCAACUCGC